AUGGCGGCCUCGGGAGGCGGCGGUAACGCGAGCGGAGGCAGAGAGAGCGACGAUGACGAAAGCGACGACUACGAGCUGACCCCCAGGAAAAAGAAAGGCGCGUUUUCGGUCCCGGCGGAGCUGUACAACAGGAUGUACGCCCACCAGAGGAUCGGGGUGCGGUGGCUGUGGAGUCUACACCAGGGGGACAUGGGCGGCAUCCUUGGCGACGACAUGGGUCUGGGGAAAACCUUCCAGGUGACCUGCUUCCUAGCGGGACUUUUCGGCACCAGGCAGGCCAAGAGCGCCCUCGUGCUCGCCCCUAAGAGCGUCAUGCGCGGGUGGGAAGACGAGCUAGGGCGCUGGUUGGUCAGGGCUGCCUGCCCAAAGGCCGAGGUGGUAGUGAUGGCAAGCGAGAUGCCAGCCAAGGCGAGGAGGCGAGCGAUCGCCCUCGCGGCGGAGGGGGGGAGCCGCGGACGGGGAGCGGUGCUCAUCACGACCUACGGCAUGGUCUCCUCGAACCCCAAGCAGUUCGCCCCCGCCGUGGGCGGCUCCGGGGGAUGGAUAGAGAGGGAGGAACCCCGGAAGCAUGUGUGGGACUACGUCAUCCUGGACGAGGGGCACAAGAUCAAGAACGCCUCCACAAAGACCCCAGUCCAGAACAACCUGAAGGAGCUGCACACCGUCGUGGACUGGGCCACGUUUGGUAAAUUGCUCGGGCCCUACAAGUACUUCAAGAAGGCGUAA
Molecule: messenger RNA, 726 nt
Organism: Ectocarpus siliculosus
Lineage: Eukaryota; Phaeophyceae; Ectocarpales; Ectocarpaceae
Source: the annotation of a GenBank genome assembly